UGGUUGCAACAAGUCUGACAAGUUGUUGACACUGCAAUUGUACACAGAUGAGUUUGAAAUUUUGAAUACACUUGGUUCAAAAAAACUGAUUCAUAAGAUAGCCUGUUUUUAUUUUGUGGUUGGAAAUCUACCUCUGAAGUACCGCUCACAACUUAAGAACAUACACGUCGCUGUUUUAGUCCGAAACAAGCUGUUACAGAAAUAUGGCUAUGAGCCCAUUCUUCAGCCGCUCAUCUGUGAUCUCAUAGAGCUGCAAUUGAAGGGAAUAUCAGUCAGUGUUGAUGACCAAACUCAUGUUUUCAAAGGAGUGCUUUUUUCCAUUUCAGCUGACAACCUCUCUGCCCAUUCUCUUGCUGGUUUCAAUACAUGUUUUAGUCAUGGCUUUAUUUGUCGAUUCUGUAUGUGCCAUCAUGACAACAUGCAUAAUGCAAUUGAUGAGGCGUCUUGCAUUCGUCGGACCUCUGAUGAUCACAAAAGCCAUUUAGCAGUUGAAAAUUCAAAAAGUCUCUAUGGUGUUGCUGGACAUUGUCCAUUUGAAAAAAUUCCUCAUUUUGAGGUGACUGAAUCUUUUCCACCAGACCUCAUGCACGAUGUUUUAGAGGGUGUAAUUCCACAUGUUACACGGCUAGUCUUAAAGAAACUCAACAGUGAUAAACUUAUCACGAUUCAGCAGUUGAAUGAACGACUACAAGAGUUCCCUUUUGGACAAAAUGAUGUUACACACAAGCCAGUGUUUUUGAGACAGACAGUCCUGCAGGGAAGUGGAAUUCAAGGAAAAGCUGUUGAAAAGCUUGUAUUGUUUCGUCUUCUUCCUUUUCUAAUAGGAAACUUUGUUCCUAAACGGAAUACCCACUGGGAUCUCUAUCUUUUAUUGCGAUCAGUAUGUGACAUCCUUCUUGCACCGGUCAUAAAAACAAGUUGGCUAAGUCCUCUGACGGCUCUAAUAACAGACUUUCUGACAAGUUUUCAAAGAUCGUUUCCAGAUGAUUUCAUACCAAAGAUCCAUUACUUGGUUCACUAUCCACGACUGAUAGAGAAUUUUGGACCUCUGAGGGCACACUGGUGUCUUCGAUAUGAGGCAAAGCACCUGUAUUUCAAACGACUCUCAUCUGUAGUCAACAACUACCAAAAUAUUGCUAAAACUCUUGCAAAGCGCUACCAAAUGAGACAGUGUUGGGAGUCCCAGUCUAGUACCACCAAUUCAGAAGUAGUUCCAGAUAAUGUGACCAAAAUACCUCUAAGAGCACUCCCGGCUCCACUAAUGGAAAUUGUUGCAAGUGAUUCUGCAAACUUAGCAGAAUCUGUGUGGAAAGCGAAACAAUUGGAGCAUGACAGAGUCCAAUACAAAGUCGGUGAUUUCUACAUUCUGGACCUUUUGCAUGCAGAGGAGAUUCCAGUUUUUUUGAAACUGAUUUACAUAAUCAAGUUUCAUGAGGAGUGGAAAUUGUGUGGUAGGAUUUACCAAAGUUCUCACUAUUCAGAACAUUUACAUGCCUAUGGUGUGAAGUCAACUACCCAUUGGAUGGUUGUGAACCCUGGUGAAGAAGUGGACUAUCAUCCCCUUGACUGUUACGCUGAUGAGAAGGAUGACCUUUACAUCACCCUGCAUCAUCGUCCUAGCAUGAGAUUGACGGAGCAACUUUAGGUGUUUUCACAGAGCGAAUGGCAGAGAGACUCAUACCCAUAAUUAAAAAACAGGCCGUUUUUAUGUCUCUUCUGGAAAAACUGAAAACAAGUGAAGCACACAGACCUUUGAUGGUAGACGUACAAAGACGUGACUCAAGAGCACGGGAUUCAUCUCAUAUUGCCUUUCCCCCAUUGUUGUUGGCUGCACUGGAGAGAAGAGACCAUGAACUCAAAAGCUCAAGGAAGUCAAAAACAAGGACCCUACUACUACAGGCUCUCUUUGACCAUCUGUCUAGUAAAACUUUGUACCCAACACAUCACCAGUAUGUUGAGUUGUUGUCUUCACUCAUAACUGUAUACCCAUACCUGAAAGAGAACUUUGGAUCAGGUUAUGAUGCUUUGCAUGAGUCCUUAAAGAACAAAUUUAAAAAGGAAAGACGUCCCUUGGUCAGUGAUGAAGAAGUGGCCAGAAUGAGAAGAAAGUUUUCCAUUACAGGUUCUGGCAGAAAACGUACAUCUGAGGUUGUCCAAAUACCACUUAAUGCAGUGAGAACCCCUGUUAAUGGUCCUACUGCAACAGAAGAAGUGUGUGUGGAGGAAAGAAACAUUACUGAAAUUGUGAAGACUAUGGCUGAAGAGGUAAAGAAAAUUCGCCCGGAUAUGAUGUUCCUGCAAGAGCAAAUGACAAAGACAAGAGAGUACCGAAGGACAUAUAUCCUCUCUCAUCCUACAAGAGAGAUUUUGAUGGAAUUCCCUUGCCUCAGGCUUCCUGAAAUCCUGCUUUUGGAAAUGAAAGCUCUUCAACACAUCGAUGUAGACAAGCAAGUCACUUUAGUGCUAAACAAAAUGGCCCCCAUGAUUUUACUGCGAGCGUCACACUCCACCAUAAUAAAGAGAUGUCUGGAGACCAUUGAAGACUGUCAGGAAGGUGCAGUAAAAAAAGGUCUGCAGUUGGAGACAGCCAUCCUGUGCCUUCCGUCUCUGUUCAGUGAGGAUGCCUCACUUCUCUUCGCAUUUGAGGAAUCAGGCACAUCCCAGGUGGUCACACCACAGAUUAUCCUGAGUGGGUGUAAGGAGGGAGUGCCCUUGCAGCACAGUUUGGUGAAAGUCACCAUGGACAAGGAAAUCAUAGUGGAAGACUGCACAGACAUCUCCCUUGCCCUCUGUGUACUGUUCAGCACCUACUUUGUCUUCGGAGUGGAGUAUCCUAAGGGACUUAAAAAAACUCUUACAUUCCUUGAAGCAUUUGUGUUUAAAAUGAAAGAAGAGAAAUUUCUUCCAAUUACACUGAAACGAGUAUUCAAUUCUCUCUGUGAGUAGAUUGUGUAAAUAAGAGCUGUGUAGAAUGAAGGACUUCUCACAGCAGUUUAAUUGCUGUUUAAUUAAAUGCAUUUAAUAGUUUAUCAUUUUGCUACAUUUAGUGUAACAUCCAGCAUAUUUCAGGUUUGUUGUAUUUCCAUAUGUGUUUAUUUUAGAACUAUAAAUGCUGCACUUAACCCCACCCCCACACCGAUGCUAUAUGCAUUGAAUGGGCAAAUGCCAUGGUUUAGUUUAGUUUAGCCUUGUAUUUUUGGUGAUUUUAGUCAUGCACAUAAGUACUUGAAUUUAAAAAGGAUGAGCUUUUUUAUUGUUACAUUUACACAAGUAUCCAAUUCUCUCUUUCAGUAUCCUUACCUUUUUAUUUCCUUGUACUUUUAUACUUUUAUACAGUCUGUAGUCUGCAUUAUUUAUUGUCCUCCUAAUUAUUCUUAGCACAGCACUGCUGCUGGAGUUUUGGACAUCACAAAACAUUUCAACUUCACACAACAUUAAAAAGCCUCACUUUCUGCAUGGACAAAUGUAAUUUUGAUAUAUUGACUAAAGAUUAAUUGUUUAUAUGAAUUAACACAAUAAAUGCAAUAAUUUGCUAUGAUUA
This is a messenger RNA of Astyanax mexicanus (Mexican tetra), 3541 nucleotides long. Its product is annotated as sterile alpha motif domain-containing protein 3. Gene Ontology annotation, molecular function: protein binding. Bases 1663 to 2946 code for a protein of 427 amino acids. The transcript has 9 exons. The record is from RefSeq and is a predicted model, not a curated record. NCBI's taxonomy places the organism in Eukaryota, Metazoa, Chordata, Actinopteri, Characiformes, Acestrorhamphidae.